AUGUCCAUGGCAAGCUACAGCACUACCACUCCUUCCCAAGAAGCGCAGCUGGGGGGGGCUAUCACGCAAUCUAGACUCUCGUCCGAGGCAUGGAUCGAGAAGAGUACGCCGACGUCAGAUGAUCAUGGCUAUUACCGCACGGCAGGGGGUCUGGACUGCAUGCUGCAAGAGCAGGAAAACAGCACCACCGGUUUCUAUCAACAGGCCGUACAAAGCGUUGGUCCCUGCAGGUCACGCGUUCUAUCGGCUGCCACCUUUCUUCCUGUGAGAGGUAUAGUUGAGAGGGCAACCGUGACUGCUCUAGCACCCUGCGAUGUCUAUGCAGAAGAGGACAAGGAAGAGAUGGAAAAGGCCAACAAGAUAAACACCGAUGUGCGUCAUGCCUUGCAGUCUUCAGCGCCCGUUUGGCUUGCCGAGUGUCGCACCCGCCAAAGUGCGGAACCUCUCAAAGAGGCGGAAGCCCGCAUAUUCGAGGAAUUCUCAAAAAAGGAAGAGUACCAUGGAGUCGCUUUGGAGCAUCUCGACCCAACCAGUGCCAACUUCUCUGGCUAUUGGCACCCCCUUUCGGAGCUUCUGGACAGAUCCGAGGUGGCACCGGAGGAUAUGACACAAAAAGAAUGGCACCAAUUGAUGUUGAUGCGAACACCUCUCUCAAAGAAAUCAGAGACCGCAGGGAACAAGGACGACACAAAUACAUCACUCUAUGAUGCCGAAGACGCUCAGGAUGGUGACAAUGGAUUCUGGGUAGGUGAGAGACCAACGACAGCUAGAUCUUGGGAAGAUCAGGAGGCAGACCCUCUGCGAGCCCAGCCUAUCGGGUCUCUCUAUCGAGGUACAGAUGCUUCCUUGGAAAUGUCGACUGUACCAUUGACGGCUCUAUUCCACGAAACGUUCACUACCGUCAGCAAAGAAGACGACGCUGAGCGUAAAACGGAGGCUGUACAGAGAGCAAACGGUAUGAUGAGUGACAUUAACGAGAUUCUUCAAGAAACAGAACACGAAUGGUAUCCUCAAGUUCUCCAAUCUCGGGACCUUGGAGCUUUCAACACGCAGGAACAGCAAGCUUACGAAAGACUCUCCGGUUUGGAGCAAUAUGAAGGGGUGGGCUUUGUCAAGGUACCUCUGGAUACCGCUCGCGCCGUGUCGAGAAUCAAACCAGAUCAUAUUGGGGACGAGGAAUGGGAGAUUUACUUGAGGGAGUGGGAUGCUGCGCGAGGGUCCAGCAGGCAGCAGGAAGAGGGAGGAGAGACGACGUUGUCUCGCCGAUCGAGGUUUUCGCGCAAGUUGAGGACUUUUUUUCGUAGCCAUGCUUAA
Molecule: messenger RNA, 1314 nt
Organism: Cryptococcus wingfieldii CBS 7118
Lineage: Eukaryota; Fungi; Basidiomycota; Tremellomycetes; Tremellales; Cryptococcaceae
Exons: 2
Coding region: 1-1314 (437 amino acids)
Source: RefSeq, a predicted model, not a curated record